Molecule: messenger RNA, 2817 nt
Organism: Hemicordylus capensis (graceful crag lizard)
Lineage: Eukaryota; Metazoa; Chordata; Lepidosauria; Squamata; Cordylidae
Product: Golgi integral membrane protein 4-like
Exons: 15
Coding region: 573-2378 (601 amino acids)
Cellular component (GO): Golgi membrane; Golgi apparatus
Source: RefSeq, a predicted model, not a curated record
UCCUCCUUCCAAGCAGCCUCUUCCUGAACCAUUCCUCGCCUCGCUCGCCAUUCCUGCCUCCACUCCAACUUGCCUGGCCGGAAAACCGACCACCCGAGGCGGAAGAGACGCCCGUCCCCUCUGCCUCAUCAGUGGUCGCCUUCAACAACUCCGCAUGAGGAAAAGGAAGUUUACAGAAAGUUUCUCCUGUCUCGCACACCUGGAUGCAAGCCGGAAACAGAACAGGAGCCAAGAUCUUCUGGCAUGAAGAGGCCGGUUCUGUUUUCCUUGGAACUCCAAAGGUUUCUAGUUGGAGAGAGAUUCUGAAGAGAGAAAGAGGGAUUCUCUCUCUCCCACCCACCCCCACCCCCACCCCCCGCGGUCUUUUCUAUUGACGCAGACUAUGAGGAUUGAAAAGCUAGCUUGGAUCCAGAAGCAGAAGAGAGAAGGAUCCUCCGGCUGGCAGCUUUUAAAGGAGAUAUUUACAGACUGGUAAUCUGGGCAGGGGAGUAGGGAUUGGGUAGCAGAAAUUUGGACCAGAUGGUAUAGCGGCCAAGGAAACGGAAGGCGAGCCUGCAGCAGGAAACUCCGGCAUGGGGACUGGGAUGUGCACCAGGAGGCAGAAAGGCCUUCUCCAGACCGGAUUCUGCCUCGUGGCCGUUGCCUGCCUGGGUUCAGGGGCGUUUUUGUACAACCAUCUCCAGCAGAAGGUGAAGGCGGCUGACGCCCUGGCCUCCAAGUACAAGCAGCAACAGGAGGCCCUCUCCGCCCAGCUGCAAGUGGUUUAUGAACACAGAUCGCGCUUAGAACGAUCCUUGCAGAAGGAGCGAGGGGAACACAAGAAGACAAAAGAAGACUUUUUAGUGUACAAACUAGAAGCCCAGGAGGCCCUAAACAAAGAGAAGCAAGACUCCAUGAACCGAUAUGGUGCCCUGAGCUCACAGCAUAAGAUCCUGAAGAAUCAGCACGAAGAUGUCAAGAAACAACUUCUUGACCUGCAGCUCCAGCACAACGGACUAAAACUGGAACACCGCAAGACGAUAGAAACCCACAACCAGAAAUACUCGCAGCUGCAGCGAGAGAAGGAUGGCGAGGUUGUCGGUUUGCAGGAUACAGUUUACAAGCUAAGGGAAGAGAGCAAACUCCUUCGGAAGGCCCACCAGGAUGUCCACUCGCAACUUCUCAGUGCUCAGGUCCAAAUGGAAGAGUUCAGACAGCUCAAGGAGACCCUGCAAAAGAUGCCCAGCUUCAAGGACGCGGGAACGGCCAAAGGGGUUCAGCAGCAGCAGCCUCCGAAAGAGCCUCCUCCGGGAGCAGGGCGUGGCUUGUUGCCACUUCCUGUUCAGAAGGCAUCCACAGGUAAUGAAGGAAAACUGCCACUGAGCCCCCUGGAAAAGGGCGCAGCUGCUGGUGGGAGUUUCCUCGUCGCUCAGGCCCCCGCCAUCAAACACCAAGGAGGAGAAAACGUGCAGGCAGGUCAAGUUCCACACAGCAACGAUGACCCCAGAUCGCAAAGAGAAGUGCCUUUCGGCCAGCUGGCCCCGCCACUCGAGCUCCACUUGCCACCUGCCGCCUGGCCGCAGGCAGGGCAAAGAGACAGUCACGUCGUCCGCUUCACAAGGACAGUGAACAGCGUGCAGAACGGCAACCCGGAUCCAAAUGCCAUCAAGAAUACAAAAGAGGAAAGUGAGGAGAAUGCACCCUCUCAAGCAAUCAUGCAUGGCAUUGGUCUCCCACCUGCUUCGGAGAAAGCCCAGACUUUGGAUAAACAGCCCUCCACAGGAAAUAAGCAGGAUCCUCUAGUGCAGAGCUGGCAAGACAUUGUCAACAAAGUAAAUGCCCGUAUGGAUGAGGAGCAAGCCCCCCAUUUCCCACAAAGCCUCCAGCUGGGCAUCCAACCCGAACAAGCAAUGCAGGACCGCGAUCAAGGGUUAGCCAGCCAGCGGCGGCAGCAAGGCGAGUGGGGGGCCGGGAAAAGAGGAUUGGAUGACGAAGAGCUUCAAAUGGAUGCUGGCAUGAUUGAGAGGGAAGACAGUUUGCACCCUGGGAAAGAAGGAGCCAUCCAGGAACUGAUGGUACCGGAUGAUGCUGCCGACCCCGCCCAGGACCCAAACAACCAAGGGGAAGACGAGUUUGAGGAGGCAGAGCUGGAGAGGCCAGACUUUGAAGAGAAAGCCCAAACCCACGGGCCAGUGAAGGAUGUGACCAAGGAGGAGAUCCAGAAGGAUGCUGUGGGGCAGAAGAAAACAGCAGGCGACCUCAUGGAGGAUUAUCAAGAAGACCAGGAGCAAGAUCUUGAAGAUCACGGCGGCGAGGUGGACGACGCCGACGACCUGGAGCUGGUCCGGGGACCGAAAGGCCAUGCUGAAGGAGAUGGCAAGAAAGACUAUUACUACUGACGCUUUGGGGGGCCUGGUGGGAGAUCGGUGAAGCACCUGGGCAGAGGAAGAGGAUCGGGCCCAGAGACGGUUGCAAAGAAGUGGGAUUCUUUGCUCAAGAGGAGACAGGCCUGAUCCGAGCUUCCAGGCGUUCAGCAGCCACACUGAUCAGCCCAUGCGUCCCAGGGAGGCUGAAAACCUCCGAACAUCAGGACGUUUCUUUGGAAACCGGGGCUCUGAAAAACCAAGAUUUCUUGGAAGGAUUCCCCCCUCCCUCCAUCGUUUCAGAAUUAUUUUUAUUUUUAAAAGAUUGGGGCCAUGGCGAGACGGUUGAUGCUGUUCGUCCCGGGCUACUAGAGUUAUCCUCUUUCUAUGGGCUUGGACUUGCACAACUGCUCUUUAGGUCUGCUCAUCUUUAUAUAUAUAUUAUAUAUAUAAAAGAGUCUUUUUUGGUAAUGAA